Molecule: messenger RNA, 3398 nt
Organism: Salarias fasciatus (jewelled blenny)
Lineage: Eukaryota; Metazoa; Chordata; Actinopteri; Blenniiformes; Blenniidae
Gene: unc45a
Product: unc-45 myosin chaperone A
Exons: 19
Coding region: 117-2945 (942 amino acids)
Cellular component (GO): cytoplasm
Molecular function (GO): Hsp90 protein binding
Source: RefSeq, a predicted model, not a curated record
UUCCCGGAAGCUCAGCAAGAUGUGACAAGUUUUGCCGAAAUAGCGGCGUUUCUCUCCAUGUAGACUGAAAAUUAAACCUUAAUAAGUUACUCGCCAUUGCCCGUAGCACCGUAAAGAUGAGUGAGAGUGUUACCCAACAGGACCCUGCUGCUCUGAGAGAGGAGGGAAACUCCCUGUUCAAAGCGGGAGACAUAGAAGGCGCUGUCUGCUGCUACACCAAAGCACUGAAACUGAGUGACACCCAAGCAGAGAGAGCUGUCCUGCACCGCAACCGAUCAGCCUGCUACCUGAAGCUGGAGGAGUACAGCAAGGCGGAGGCUGAUGCUUCCAAAGCACUUGAUACUGACCCUGGCGAUGUGAAAGCAAGGUUUCGGAGGGCCCAGGCUUUCCAGAAACAGAAUCGACUUGACCAGGCCUUUUUGGACGCUCAGAGGUGUGCCCAGCUGGAGCCCAACAACAAAGCUUUUCAGGAUCUGCUCAGACAGCUGGGAGCACAGAUCCAGCAAAAGUCAGCACAACUGAACUCCACAGAUGCCCGCGUACAGCAAAUGUUCUCUCUUCUUCUAGAUUCGUCUGCUAAAGACUCAGAUCGACAGAAGGCUGCACAGAAUCUGGUCGUGUUAUCAAGAGACGAGGCCGGAGCCGAGCAGAUCUUUCGUAAUGACGGAGUGAAGCUGCUUCAGAAACUUCUUCAGUCAAAGCUGGAGGAUGUUGUUCUCUCUGCACUCAGGACAUUGGUUGGGUUGUGCACAGGGCAUCAGUCGAGAACUAUGGCCAUAGUGAACGAGCUGGGAAUGGAGCAGCUGUGUGCUGUAAUGGGAGCAGGAGCCUCCACUGUGUGUCUGGCAGCCUGCCACCUACUGCAGGUGAUGUUUGAGGCUCUCACAGAGGGCAUGAAGAGAGAGAUCAGAGGCAAAGAUGAAGCCAUUCUUCCCGAACCGUCCAAGGAGCUGCGGUCAAUGCUACGCCAUCUUUUGGAAAUGUUGCCAGCAGCCAAUGUGUCGGGGGCAGGAAGAGACGGUGCCAUCAACCUCCUGGUCAAACAAGUACCCCGCAAGUCGUUGAAGAACCCGGACAAUUCCCUCACCUUAUGGGUGAUAGACCAGGGGCUGACGAAGAUCCUGCAGGUAGCUGGAACUGUACCUGAGCUCUCAGAUGGACCAGCGCUUACAGACAACACUCAGAUGAGCUGCUCGGUCUUGCUCAGCAAACUCUACGAUGACCUAAAUGGCGACAAAGAGCGAGAGAACUUCUACAAACUAUGUGAAGAAUAUGUCCAGCAACACUUUGGCCGAAGUGGCCUGGACGCCAAGCUGCGAGCUAUCCAGACAGUAUCUGUGCUCCUCCAAGGACCGAGUGACGCGGGUAACAGAGCGUUGGAAAUGUCAGGAAUGAUGGAUGCAGUGAUCUCUCUGUGUGCCUCCGAAGACGUGACUCACCAGCAGGUAGCUGUGGAGGCUCUCAUCCACGCGGCAGGCAAAGCCAAGAGAGCCUCCUUCAUCACAGCUAACGGCGUGGCCCUGUUGAAGGACCUCUACAAGAAGAGCGAGAACGACAGGAUACGCGUGAGAGCCCUGGUGGGUUUGUGCAAGCUUGGCUCAGCGGGCGGGACGGAUUUCAGCAUGAAGCAGUUUGCAGAGGGAUCCACGCUUCGUCUUUCCAAGCAGUGCAGGAAAUGGCUGCGUAAUGAGUCUUUGCCACCAACGUCCCGCCGCUGGUCCGUCGAAGGUCUCGCCUACCUCACCUUUGACGCCGACGUGAAGGAAGACUUUGUGGAAGACAAGGAAGCGCUCCUGGCCAUGUUUGAACUAGCAAAGUCUGAGGAUAAGACUGUGCUCUUCGCAGUGGGCUCAACAUUAGUGAACUGCACCAACAGUUACGAUGUGGAGAAACCAGACCCUCAAAUGGUGGAGCUGGCCAAGUAUGCAAAGCAGCAUGUGCCUGAGGAGCAUCCCAAGGAUGCACCUUCGUAUGUGGAAAAGAGGCUGUCGAAGCUGCUCGAGGCUGGUGUUGUGUCUGCAUUAGUUUGCAUGGUCAAACAGGAGAGUCCUGCCCUCACUGACCCUUGCAAAGAAUCGAUUGCCAGGGUGUUCUUGGCUUUGGUGGAAAGACAGGAAGACAGAGGCACGGUGGUGGCACAGGGUGGAGGAAAGGCUCUGAUCCCACUUGCAUCAGACAACAGCAGUGUAGGAAAAAUCAAAGCGGCACAGGCCCUGGCGAAAAUAACCAUCACAUCUAACCCAGAGAUCGCCUUUCCGGGAGAAAGGAUAUAUGAGGUGGUGCGCCCCCUGGUCAGCCUCCUGAAUCUUGAGUGCACCCUGCUGCAGAACUUCGAGGCGCUCAUGGGUCUCACCAACCUGGCUGGCAUCAGCGAAAGACUCAGACAGAAGAUCAUCAAAGAGAAAGCCGUACCCAAAGUUGAAGGCUACAUGUUCGAGGAGCACGACCUGGUCCGAGCCUCUGCUACAGAGUGCAUGUGUAAUUUGAUAUUAAGCACGGAGGUGCAGAAGCUGUACUUGGCCACGGGAAGUGAUCGCCUGAAGCUGCUGGUGCUUUACAGCGGAGAGGAAGACGAGAGGCUGCGGAAAGCUGCAGCGGGAACUCUGGCCAUGCUGACUGCUGAACAGCCUGAGAUCUGCGCCCGUAUCCCUGGAACUACCACCCACUGGCUCGAGAUUUUGCAGGCUUUGUUGCUAAGUGAAAUAACCGACCUGCGUCACCGUGCAGUGGUCAUCGUUCAUAACAUGAUGCAGGCAGACAAGAGUCUGGCUGAGACGCUCAUGGAAAGUGAAGCUAUGGAGAUCCUUUCUGUGCUGGCAAAGGGAGGAGAAGGAACCCCGGACCCCGUCUCAAAGAUAGCUCAGAACUGUCUGUCCAAAGCUGUGGAGUACGGCAUCAUCAAAAGCAGUCAAGGUCAGGAAAAUGGCAGAGGAACCGAGCCCUGAAAACACCUGCAGAGAAAAUACGCAGUUAGACAAUUUCACUUUUUGUUAGGACAUACAUUCCUGAAAACUCCAAGUGUCUUAAGGACCUGUGAAAUGCAGUCGGGGGCUUACGAGAUGAAAACCAGCAGAUAUUCAUGUGUGUUUCCACUGAAGUGUUUUUACUGUUGAUUUGCGUUGUGUAAUCCUGUUUGCUCAUGCAGUUGACACAGAAAUGCAUUUUUCCACUUGUAACAUUCUCCUUUUGACAUUCUUUUCUGAAAAUCAUCAUUCCUUCAAGUGUGCAGAUACUUUAUUUUUUCACUAUUCUUACAAAUAAGUUGUCCAUAUUUUCACCUAUAUACAUUUAAUAUUUUGCUCUAACCAGAAACAUUUCUCCAACAUUAUUACAUAGUUUUGUUUGCAAAGGUUUUCUUAUCAUCCCUGCUAUAAAAAUUCAGUUUCACUUCAGAUGUA